AGGCUGCAGGGUAUGAAUUGCAUAGAAUGAGCACAUCUUGAAGACAAGAGAGACCAUGUAAAUACGGAGAAAGAGGCAGCAAGCACGAGCCAGUGGUGACCAGGAUUCCUCUUCUGCGUGCAGUCUGCAGGAUGUCCGCGGCAGCACUCGACGCGAGUCGCCCGUCUUCCGCAGGUGCCCGGCUGUGAGCAGCCCCGCUCGCCCAGGCUGCGCACUUUGCCCUCAGUCGGAGCAGCAUGGCAGGCUUCAAGCGGGGCUACGACGGGAAGAUCGCGGGCUUGUACGACCUGGAUAAGACCUUGGGCCGGGGUCACUUUGCUGUGGUGAAGCUAGCCAGGCACGUCUUCACGGGGGAGAAGGUGGCGGUGAAAGUGAUUGACAAGACAAAACUGGACACUCUCGCCACCGGACACCUGUUCCAGGAGGUGAGGUGCAUGAAGCUAGUGCAGCACCCUAACAUCGUGCGCCUGUAUGAGGUGAUUGACACCCAGACCAAACUCUAUCUCAUUCUAGAGCUUGGAGAUGGAGGAGAUAUGUUUGAUUACAUCAUGAAACACGAGGAGGGUCUCAAUGAAGACUUGGCCAAGAAGUACUUUGCUCAGAUAGUUCACGCUAUAUCUUACUGCCAUAAACUCCAUGUGGUCCACAGAGACCUAAAGCCAGAGAAUGUGGUCUUCUUUGAGAAACAAGGUCUCGUAAAGUUGACAGACUUUGGCUUCAGCAACAAGUUUCAGCCAGGGAAGAAGCUCACGACAAGCUGCGGAUCUCUUGCGUACUCUGCCCCAGAAAUUCUGCUUGGUGACGAGUAUGAUGCCCCUGCCGUAGAUAUCUGGAGCCUGGGCGUCAUCCUGUUCAUGCUGGUGUGUGGGCAGCCGCCCUUCCAAGAGGCCAACGACAGCGAGACGCUGACCAUGAUCAUGGACUGCAAGUACACGGUGCCUGCACAUGUGUCCAAGGAGUGUAAGGACCUGAUCACCCGGAUGCUGCAGAGAGAUCCCAAGAGAAGGGCCUCUUUAGAAGAGAUUGAAAACCACGCUUGGCUCCAGGGCGUGGACCCUUCGCCGGCCACGAAGUACAACAUCCCCCUCGUGUCCUACAAGAACCUCUCCGAGGAGGAGCACAACAGCAUCAUCCAACGCAUGGUGCUCGGGGACAUCGCGGACCGCGACGCCAUUGUUGAAGCCCUGGAAACCAACAGGUACAACCACAUCACAGCCACCUACUUCCUGCUCGCUGAAAGGAUCCUGAGAGAAAAGCAGGAGAAGGAGAUACAGACGCGGUCUGCCAGUCCGAGCAACAUCAAGGCCCAGUUUAGGCAGUCAUGGCCAACCAAAAUUGAUGUGCCCCAGGACCUUGAGGACGACCUCACGGCCACACCUUUGUCCCACGCUGCUGUCCCUCAGUCUCCUGCGCGGGCAGCCGACAGCGUCCUCAACGGCCACAGGAGCAAAGGCCUGGGUGACUCAGCCAAGAAGGAUGAGCUCCCUGAGUUGGCAGGGCCUGCACUCUCCGCCACACCCGCCGCAGGCCUGAAGCCUACAGGGAGUGGACGCAAGUGUCUGUUCAGGGUGGAGGAAGAUGAAGAGGAAGAUGAGGAGGACAAGAAACCUGUGUCCCUGUCCACGCAGGUGGUUCUGCGGCGGAAGCCAUCUGUGACCAACCGCCUAACGUCCCGGAAGAGCGCGCCGGUGCUCAACCAAAUCUUCGAGGAGGGCGAGUCGGACGAUGAGUUCGACAUGGACGAGAACCUGCCACCCAAGCUGAGCCGGCUAAAGAUGAACAUUGCCUCGCCGGGCACCGCGCACCGACGCUAUCACCGGACCAAGAGCCAGGGCCGUGGCUCCAGCUGUAGCAGCUCUGAAACCAGCGACGAUGACUCCGAGAGCCGCCGGCGGCUGGACAAGGACAGUGGCUUCCCCUAUUCCUGGCACCGCCGGGACAGCAGCGAGGGGCCCCCGGGCAGCGAGGGUGACGGCGGGGGCCAGAGCAAGCCCAGCCACGGCGGUGGCGGCGCGGACCAAGCCAGCCCAGGCGACAAGAGCUCGGGCGGUGGCAGCCCCUCAGGGGGCACAGGCGGCGCCCCUGGCAGCACCUCAGGCUCCACGCGUCGCUGCGCUGCGGGGCCCCCAAACUCCGUGCAGCUGGCCUCACGCAGCGCCGGGGACCUCGUGGAGAGCCUGAAGCUCGUGGGCCUCUGCCUGGGCUCCCAGCUGCACGGUGGUGCCAAGUACAUCCUGGACCCCCAGCGGGGGCUGGCGCUGUCCAGCGUGAAGGUGCAGGAGAAGUCCUCGUGGAAGAUGUGUGUGGGCGCUGCAGGGGGUGCAGGUCAGGCCCCGGCCGUGGGCGGCAUCAGGUUCUUCUCUGAGCACGUGGCUGGGGCCAGUGCCGAGCUGGAACGGAUAAAGAACAAGAACCUGAGGAACAACGUGCUCCAGCUACCUCUGUGUGAAAAGACCAUCUCUGUGAACAUCCAGCGGAGCCCCAAGGAGGGGCUGCUGUGCGCCCCCAGCCCGGCCAGCUGCUGCCACGUCAUCUGACGCCACGCGCCCGCGCGCCCCGGCCGCGGCAACGCGUGGUCUCUGCAUGCUGCUAGACCCCACUUUUCUUUCCAGCUGAAAAGUCUACUGUGUAUUUUUACAUUCAUAAUUUUAAUGUGGAUGAUCAUGAUGAAAUUAAAAUGUAUAUUUGGAACCUAAUAUAAAUGGAGCACUUAGAAAUAUGAUGUUCUGCACUUAACCUAGAGAGAGAUGCAUUCGUUCCUUGUGCAAAAUCUCAAUUCCUGUCCUGACCUUCUGUGAUCCAGAGACUCCGUGCUCCGAGGCAUCGUGCCGUGCCCCAGACAGAACCAAAGCAAUAACAUGCGGUGGCCCCGGCCCAGCCGCACGGUGGCCCUGCCGCCCACGGCCCGCAGAGCCCCGGACGGCACGCUGCACUGCGCACCCUGAACUGCGACCUGAGACGCCCGCACCUGUCUAUCUUAAGCUAGAGUGUGACAAGCGUGGGCUCAGAGGUAACCGAACAAGUGUCCUGUUUUCCCAGUAGGUGAGAUAAAGUACUUAGGUUUCUAAGGCAGCUUUCCCCCGUAGUGGCCAAUCACACACAGACAAUCCUGUAACGUGGCAAAGUCAAUUAAUGUCUGGACUCUCCUGACAGAGCGUCUUGUCUGUCCAUCCGUCUAGCAGAGCACAGGCUUCCCGGGGGCAGCGUCUGUUGAUGGGGCCUCGACACCCAGGAGGUGCAAGGCUGCGUGCAGGCCGAGGUGCGCCCGGAUGCCGGCUGCGUCGGAGCCUAUGAGUGCAAACCAAACCUCCAGAAUGUUUCUCUCAGGAGUUCGUUAAUUAGCUCGCCUCUGUUACUUCCAUUCCAUUCUACCCUUUGGCUCAGCUGCUUAUGGAAAUUGGCUGAUCCGAAAUUACAAUUGAAAGGGUAAAAUUCACACAGCAAACUAAAAUGCACAAAGCCUGCUCUGUAGCUUUGCCCCCAGUUUCCAUUUUGCCUUCCUGCCAAAAACAGUCAGGACUUCUGCUUUAACUUGUUCCAGCACAGAGACGCUUGGCCAGAUAGUCGCCUCUCCUGGCAUUUCACCUUGUAGGAUGCGAUAGAUCGCAGAUUGUGGAUUUUGCAAGGAGCCA
Octodon degus (degu) is the source of this 3632-nucleotide messenger RNA. It is a transcript of the gene Snrk, whose product is annotated as SNF related kinase. Gene Ontology annotation, cellular component: chromosome passenger complex; spindle microtubule; spindle pole centrosome. Gene Ontology annotation, molecular function: tau-protein kinase activity; ATP binding; protein serine/threonine kinase activity. Gene Ontology annotation, biological process: intracellular signal transduction; mitotic spindle organization; protein phosphorylation. Lineage: Eukaryota; Metazoa; Chordata; Mammalia; Rodentia; Octodontidae. The coding region runs from base 237 to 2537 and encodes 766 amino acids. The transcript has 7 exons. The record is from RefSeq and is a predicted model, not a curated record.